Molecule: messenger RNA, 1020 nt
Organism: Hevea brasiliensis (rubber tree)
Lineage: Eukaryota; Viridiplantae; Streptophyta; Magnoliopsida; Malpighiales; Euphorbiaceae
Exons: 3
Coding region: 116-715 (199 amino acids)
Source: RefSeq, a predicted model, not a curated record
AUGGAAACUCUUUCCUAUGAGCAGCGAGAAUAGCAAGUAGAAGUGGCAGUGUCGGAGAGUAGAGAGAAGAAAUCAAUCAAGUGCUCGAGAGAGACGGACGAAAUCUUAUAGCAUAAUGAGCGAAGAAGGUCCAAAGCUCUACGCUGACAAGCCCAAGAAAGCGCAGCUCAAGCAAUUGAACGAGCAACAAAAGGCAAAGGAUUUUUCUUCCCCAACGGCUACUAAAGCUACAGCAACGCCAUCAUCAGCAGCCUCAGCUGCGGCAGCGUCGUACAGUAUGGGAUCUCAGUCUACGUCUCCUCCUCCUCCUCCUCCUCAACCUCCAAAGGAGUCCUUUUCUAGGCGUUACAAGUUCUUGUGGCCUCUUCUCUUGACUGUCAAUCUCACUGUUGGAGCUUACUUAUUCAUGAGAACAAAGAAAAAAGAUACAGACCUAGAGGAAGAAGUAUCGACCAAUGUCUCCUCCUCUCCAGUUUCAUCCACCCCUACCACAACUACAACAGUUUCUGAGAAGCCCAUUUCAUUGCCCACAGUUUCAGAACCUGUGAAGCCGCACGAACCUAUCCCAGAGAACCAACAGCGUGAACUGUACAAGUGGAUUUUGGAAGAGAAAAGAAAGGUCAAAGCAAAAGAUCCACAAGAGAAGAAGCGCAUCGAUGAAGAGAAAGCUAUUCUUAAACAGUUCAUUCGAGCAAAAUCCAUCCCAAGAAUUUAGUUGAUUAUGCUCUUAUUUCAACCUGAGAUCAGCUGAAUUUUCUUUGAUCAGUUAAGAAGUUUGAAUUCUGCAAUUAUUGAAUUUCAAUGCAUAUACUGUCUUCUCCUAAUUGUUUGAUUCUCGGUUGAGAUCUUUAGAAUUUGUGAUUGCUGUUGCUUUGUUUUAGAUAUAAGGGUGAUGUUUUUGUCGUCUGGAAGAUUCUUAUUGACCAUAAACUUGCUGAUUGUAUUUGGCUUUGUAUGUUUCACUGCAGACUGCAAUAUGAGGAGUACCUGACUGACCUAUGGGCCAGCAGUUGAAUACCA